UCACUCAGACUUGCUCUCCACCCAAAAAGAUCUGGGAUGGAGGUGCAAACGUGAGCCGGGCAAGCCAGGAGUUAGCAAUUCUUUUUCAGCUCAGUUGCUGAGGAAAUAUUGAGUUAGAAGUCCAAUGUGCUAUAAGGAAGUACAUUUUCUUGCUAGCAGAACUAAAACUGCCUUCAGAUCUCUGACAACGUGAAAGUAAUUGAAAGGAAAAGACAACGAUAGGAAGAAAGAGGAAAACAAGAUCUUUUCUUUUUGGCACAGCUUGUAACAGAAAUAUUUGACUUCUUUCCAUGGAACAGGACAACUUUUGGAUCUGAUGCACGUUUCUUUUAAUUUUCCUCCAGUCACAGUAAUUUAUUUAUAGUUAAAUGAAGAGAUCAAAGUGUGAAGCAAGCGAAUACUGCUUAAAGGGUCUGGAAGGAUAUUUUACCAUCACUGACGGAACAGAAUUUCUGAACCUGCAUGGAAUAUGACCCUUUUAAUACAAAAAGUAGCAAAGGAAAACUUAUGAUUGAAAUCUUACGGGAGUUUUAUUUCAGUUGUACUUUUGCCCUUAAACAGACCAUGGAGAAUUUAUUGUCUCUGCUCUGUUGUCAUUAUUCUUUGCUGAUUUUAUUUCAGUACAAAUAUCAGGUGUAUGGAAACUCUUCCCAGCUACCCAAACACCCAGGGUUCAAAGUUCUCGCAUCAGCUUCCCAUUACUGGCCAUUGGAAGAUGUGGAUGGAAUUCAUGAGUUUCGGGAUACGAAUGGAGCUCUAAGAAUCCACAACUUCACUGUGCUUCCUUCCCAUAACUCUACCUUUGUAUAUACCAAUGACUCUGCCUACUCUAACUUCUCUGCAACUGUAGAUAUUGUAGAAGGAAUGGUGAACAAAGGAAUGUACGUUGCUGAAGAGAAAGGAGUUACCUUUCUAGUCUUUGGAAGCUAUCAAAAUUCUUGCAUUAGUAAUCCAGAAGUCUGUGGACCCGAAGGAGUAACGUUUUCCUUUUUCUGGAAGACUCAAGACCAGAAGGCUAAGUUUCUCCCUGCCUCUGGCGGACAAGUCAUUUCCAGUGGUUUCAAAGUCUAUUCAAAUGAAGGUGAAGGCUUAGUGGAAUUUUACACCCAUGGGAAUGCUAAGAUGAAGUGGAAAGCAAGCUUUAGUCCACCAGGUCCUUAUUGGACUCAUAUUCUCUUCACUUGGCAAUCAAGAGAAGGACUGAAAGUCUAUGUCAAUGGAACUCUAAACACAACUGAUCCAGAUGGGAAAGUUUUCUAUGACUAUGGAGACUCCAGUGCAAAUCUACUGACUGGGGCAGAAGGGGAUCAAACUAAGCGCUAUGUGAACGGGGCAUUUGAUGAAUUCAUUAUAUGGGAAAGGGCACUCACCCCCAAUGAAAUUGAGCAGUACUUCACAGCUGCUGUUGGUGUGCAAGUUUUGCUUUCUUCAACACUUCCAUGGUCUGUGGUGACAACCACCUCAAAACCUGUGCUCUCUACAAACGCCUAUCGCUCCGUAAUAACCAAUCUGACCGAGGAGAGAAGGAACUUCCAGUCCCCUGACACCAUGCUGGGCUACCUGGAGAACGUGUCCAUCAGCUUGCCCAACAAAUCCUUGUCAGAAAAUACCGCGCUCAGCCUGACAGAGGCAUUUUUAAAAGCUAUUGAAGACUUUCUGUUAUUCCCCACCUGGAUGGAUGCACCAGAGACUGCUCACAUAUUUGGAAGUUUAAUUCAAACUAUUGACAGUGUAAUGACUCAUAUAACGCACAAUCUGGAUGAAAACACCUUACCUUUAACCGUUGAGGGCACUUCAUCUGUGGCAGAUUACACCUUGGUCAAAAUGCAUCAUCAGACUUUGAAUUUAUCCCACUAUCGAUUUCCAGCUCGAGGACAGAGUUAUAUUUCCAUUCCCAGUGAAGCUUUUCAUGAAAGAGCUUGGAUUACCAUUGUUGGGCUGCUUUACCAUAACAUGCACUACUUUUUUCAUAAUAUCAACCCUAUGGAUACCAAGAUUGCUGAAGCUGCUGCCUACAAAGGUUACAUGAUCUCAGCAACCAGUUACCUUAUCUCUGUCAAAGUUGAACCUCUGCCCAAGUUGUCGCAUAAUCUGUCAGGAUCUCCACUUAUUACCAUCCAGCUCACCCACAAAUUGACUCCCAGGCAAUACAGCCAAGCAUUAAAUAAGAGCAAUAGAGUUCAUCUUUACUGUGCAUUUCUGGACUAUAGCAAUGGCACUGGUGUUUGGUCUAAUGAAGGUUGUGUACGUGAGAGUGGGGACCUCAACUACUCUGUGUGUCUUUGUAACCACCUCACUAACUUCGCCAUUCUGAUGCAAGUGGUGCCUCUGAAGCUAACAAGAGAACACCAGGUGGCCCUCUCCUCCAUCACUUACAUUGGCUGCGCUCUGUCCAUCUUCUGCCUGACAAUUACGCUGGUCACAUUUGCUAUAUUGUCGUCUGUCAGCACCAUUCGCAACCAGCGCUAUCAUAUCCAUGCCAAUCUGUCCUUUGCUGUCUUGGUGGCUCAGAUCCUGCUUCUCACCAGCUUUCAAUUCAGCCCUGGAACAGUGCCUUGCAAAAUCUUGGCUAUUCUCCUUCAUUUCUUCUUUUUGAGUGCUUUUGCAUGGAUGCUGGUGGAAGGAUUUCAUCUUUACAGUAUGGUGAUCAAAGUAUUCGGGUCAGAAGAGAGCAAGCACUUAUAUUAUUACGGAAUUGGAUGGGGCUGCCCACUGGUGAUUUGUGUAAUUUCUGCAAUAUCCUCCCUGGAGAGCUAUGGAGAGAGUGGCAACUGCUGGCUUUCACUAGAGAAUGGAGCAAUCUGGGCUUUUGUGGCACCAGCGUUGUUUGUAAUUCUGGUCAACAUUGGUAUUCUCAUUGCUGUCACAAGAGUUAUUUCAAGAAUCAGUGCGGACAACUAUAAAGUCCACGGAGAUGCCAAUGCCUUCAAACUAACAGCUAAAGCUGUUGCAGUUCUCUUACCAAUCCUGGGAAGCUCAUGGAUCUUUGGGAUUUUGGCUGUCAAUGCUCAUGCAUUAGUAUUUCAGUAUAUAUUUGCUGUUUUCAAUUCAUUACAAGGUUUUUUCAUGUUCCUGUUUCACUGUCUUCUGAAUUCAGAGGUUAGAGCUGCCUUUAAGCACAAAACCAAGGUCUGGUCCCUUACCAGCAGUUCAACUCGCAAUAUCAAUGUGAAACCCUUCAAUUCAGACAUUAUGACUGGGAACAGGCCAGGCACAACCCCCACAAAGCUGAACACCUGGGAUAAAAGCACCAAUUCAGCCAACCGCAUUGAUUUAUCAGCAGUCUGACAGGAAUACCAGCUCCUCAGUGAAAAUCAAGCCAUACAUUCAGGCCCACCAGCUUAUUCUCACUGUUGAUACCAGUAGGAAACUGCUUUUUUAAUCACUACCUAACAAAUUGGAAAUUGCCGUAUUGUUUUGUUGAGCAAAGAGCCCUCAUCUGCUUGCCUUCAACGGUGUGAUCCAUUCUACCACUUGGUACUACCAACAGCUGUAAAAAUAACUAGCACAAAUAUACACUGGAUGGUUUUGUCACCAAUGAUGAAAACACUAGGUACGCAAAGAGGGCUUAUUGCUAUCUGAAUCAUUCCAGCUCCCAGAACCGAGGAAAGGCAACAUACCUCUGGAAAGAUGGAUUUUUGUGCUCUGAAAUGAAAUGCUUCCCAUUGUGAUGUUGUAAUGGGGCUAUUCUGGUCUUGCUGUGCACUCUCUGUUUACAUUUAUUACUUUACAUAAUCCAAUUAUUGAAGUGAAGCCUUUCCAAAAUGCGUAAUGUGGUGAUUAAUUUAAAUGCUCCAAGGAAGCCAGGAGUUGGGGAAGAAGCAGGUUCCAGCUACUUAGCUCCCAGCAUGGCUGUGAAUUGAGCAACGCUAAUAUUCACACGUCUCAAUGCACUUAAACAGCAUAUGUAACAUGUAACGCUCCUAUACGUGGGCUAUUAGUCUGCUAGAUAUUCCUGUUUACAUAGUGCCUACCAAAGAUUAGUUUCUAAGAUUAUCCCCAUAGCAGUCCACAGCAUUUCAAUCACCGAUUGGUGUCUGCUGAUAUAUUGCAAUGCGAAGUGUUCGUAUUGCUUUGCUUGAAGCUUUUGGAUGCAAUCAACAACUGUCCAUCAAGUGCAUUUUGCAAAUGCGCUGUAGCUCUUGGGAAUCAAAACCUGGCACUGUGACUUAUCUUUCUCCUUUUACUGGUCCAAUCGAGACACUGAAUUCCAACCACAGAAAUGUAUCAUAAUGAUAUACUGUGAAGACAGCCAGACUACAAAUAGGUCUAUGUAUUGUUACCUACAGACAUCUUCUAAAUGAGUCUCUGCAGAGACUUUUGUGGUUUUAAACUCUGCUCAGCACUUAAUAGCUUCUGCUUUAGUACUGCUAUGAAGUCUCUUUAAGGAGAAGAAAAACACUGUAAUUUUUCUCUUGACUAGUGUUUCGCAGGUUCUCAGAAGUGAUAUGUGGAGCAUAAGGAAAGUGCAAUCUUAGUAGUGCCAACAAUGCAGCUUUCCAGCUGGGGGACAGCAGACUAUAAGCCCUGGAGGUGAUCAGAGCUCCUAAACAUGUGCCUUGCUCUAGGAUUUUCUCAGCAGCCAGGGUCUCUGGUGCAAUUUCCACAUCAUAGAGUGGCUUUGCAGCCACAUGUCCUUAUCCGCAGUUUGUCCGCAUUUGCAGCGUCUGGCUCCCUAAGAGACCAGGUAUGCUGCUCUGCAGGAACCACCAAGGUAAUUGGCCUUACUGGGCCAUAAAAAUACUACAAAAGGAGGGAAAUAUGCAAAUGUUCAACCUUGUUCUUUGCUAAGAGGUUUUGUGUUUUGCUCUUUUUAUUUUUCUUUUCUCCAUAUUUCCUUCCUGCAAUGAUCUCUCAGUUUGGACCAAUGUUUUCCCCUUUCUCCCCUUCCUGGCCGAGAUUUGUUUGUGUGGUCACCGAAACCCCGCAGUCUGCCCAAGUUGGUCUGUGGCUACAAAUACCAGAUAUAUGCUAGAUUUUUUUCAGCUGGAGCAAAGCAGAAUGUGACAGAUGUCACACACAUACGCGCAGGAAUUAUAUAGGCUUCCAAGCUUGUGUUUCCUAUUGCUAAAUAAUUCAAGCUGUUGACAGCUAACUCGAAGGUGGGUCAGUAAAAGCUAAAUACCUAAAUGGCUAUGUCUUUAUUUUGGCUUUUGUGUAUGGCUUUUCUACAUUGGACUGUCUUACAGCUGUACAAAUAUAUGGGCUUUUCUUGGCCUGAGAAUGAUUGGGGUCUUUUUCCCCUCAAAAGCUACAGUAGAAGGAACCCUCGGAAUGUAUGGAGAUUGUAACAGAACAGUACUGUGAUAACAGAGUUCAGUGUUUGUAUUGUGUGCAGAAAACAUGUUUAACCAUUUUUUUUAUACUGGAGCAUGUCUUUUUUUGUUGUGGUUUUAUUUUUACACUGUGACCAUGGAUAUAGAUGGAAACCCUCCUUGAUCAUUUAUCUUCUGAUCGUUGUAUUAUAGCACAAAAUGUUCCAUGAAUGAACUACAGUACAGAUAAAAGCUUUGUUUAGAAAGAAAAAAAAUAAUAAUCUUAAUUUUAAAGAAUAUUCCACUGUGCACAAUUUUCAUGGCCUGCGAUUCCUCCUCUGCUGGUGUAGAUCAGUGACCUAUGUCACUGCCCAAGGUCUGCUUGAAAAAAAACAUCCAACGUAAAAAUGACAGUACAAAAUGACAGUAGUAUGAAGACCUAAAUCUGUUUUUUAUCCAAGUAUACCAUACUUUAAAUUUCUUCACCCAAAAAUAAGCAUGAAAAUGUUUUGGGUUUUGUACUUUAGAAUGUGACAUAGAUGUAUUAUGUAUUGAGGAAGCAUUUAUUAUCUUGUAUCUGCCGAGAGCCACUGUGGAUAACCUGCAUCCCAGGCUUUAACUUUUGAAAGUUACUUGUGAUGAAGCAGUUUAUCUUGUUGUUUAUGUCACUUGAGGUUAGGAGCUAGAACGCUGUGUUUAUAAUAUGAGGCUGGGGAUGGGGUUUCUUCUGUUUCUGAUAAACUGAUAAACCCCAUAAAGUACAAAUGUGUUCCACUGCCACCUAAGUCCAUUCUUUUUGUUUCAUUCAAUGUAUUUUUGUUGUUAUUGAAUGCAGAAAAUGUACCGAAUAAGAAAUGCUCAAAUGAAUCUUUAAACAAUCUCCUCCUGUCUUUAGUCUUUUGAAGCUUGAAAAUCUUGCAGUUUAUUUAUGGGCUUGUAUAUAGCAGCUAUUGCAAUAUUUUUCUUCAGGACAGCAUAAUUUUGUCAAUGGUAUGAAAUCUUAAUUGAAUGAGAUGUGAGUUUUAAAGUAGGUAAUGUAGCAAGAACAACUUUGCCAGUAAGUAGUAAAAUAAUUUAGUUUUGUUGUUUCCCCCCCCCCAAAUAAAUAAGAAAUCUUAAUUUCCUAGAAGAAUCUUGUAUUUGUGCAAAUUAUUCUUUUGACAUGGGUUAUAAACAACAGCAUAACAGUUUUGGUUCCCUACACGUACUAUCAUUGUGAUUAAACAAGCAGAGCUUUACUCAUACGAGAAGUCCUACUGUGUGCAUCAGGGGCACCAGGUAAUGUGCAGACAAUAUAUAUGUAUUAAAGUUUAAAACCACAGAAUAUAUUGAGAAAAGUCAUUCCCACUCCUUUAAGAAAGAACUAGUUUCUCUCUCGAGCCAGGCAAUGGGUUAUAAUGAAUACAUUACAGAAAUCAUGAUUUUUUUUAACUAAUUCGUAGUGUGCUCAAACUUUAUUACUACUAUACUGAAUAUGAUCAUGUAUACCCAGAAAUGUUACACCUCAAAGAACAAACAGCUCCAAAAACUUGUCAUCAUAGGGGUGCGAUCCUGUAAAUGGCAUGUUUUCAAGGUUAAAGGUAGUUCUAUUAUGAUUAAUAGGCUGCCAACUGCCUCCUUUAUGUUGCAUAUCUGUGUAGCUGUGGUGGGGUAAUGAUGGGAAGUUAAAUAGGAGGGGAACUAUGUGAUGGAGAAUAACUAAAGCAAUUAUACCCUGCAAAAAUAAAGACUGGAAUGUAGAUGAGAAAGGUGUUUCAUCAUCUUUGAGUACCCAUUACAAAGAAAUCUUCCUCCCUUUGUAGCAAAGCAUAUAUAAAAGAAUGCUUUCUUGCUGUUCUGUGAAAUGUAAAGGGUAUUUUUAACAUUUAUCAUUCAUG
This is a messenger RNA of Cuculus canorus (common cuckoo), 7132 nucleotides long. It is a transcript of the gene ADGRD1, whose product is annotated as adhesion G protein-coupled receptor D1. Lineage: Eukaryota; Metazoa; Chordata; Aves; Cuculiformes; Cuculidae. The record is from RefSeq and is a predicted model, not a curated record. Gene Ontology annotation, biological process: adenylate cyclase-activating G protein-coupled receptor signaling pathway; cell surface receptor signaling pathway. The transcript is spliced from 26 exons. Gene Ontology annotation, cellular component: membrane. Bases 463 to 3288 code for a protein of 941 amino acids. Gene Ontology annotation, molecular function: G protein-coupled receptor activity.